Messenger RNA from Teleopsis dalmanni, 904 nucleotides. RefSeq names its product transferrin-like. The record is from RefSeq and is a predicted model, not a curated record. Gene Ontology annotation, cellular component: recycling endosome; plasma membrane; early endosome. Gene Ontology annotation, biological process: iron ion transport. The annotation marks the transcript as partial. The transcript is spliced from 3 exons. NCBI's taxonomy places the organism in Eukaryota, Metazoa, Arthropoda, Insecta, Diptera, Diopsidae.
AAAUAAUUUCGAAAUCACAACUCAGUUUAGGUUGAGUCGACGAUCGAAGCAGAAAGCUGGAAUUAAAGCUUGCCGGGUCACUCUAAAGAUCGGAUUACACGCGCUUAUUGUGAUGUGUUCUAGUGUGUAAAAAAAUAAAAUCUUUAAUAUAAGCUUUUAUUUUUUAAAACAAUAAAAUAUAUUGAGUAAAAAAAAAACAAUUUAUUAUAUAUAAAAAAAUAUAUCGAAAAAUAUGAAAUUCAUUUUUUUCUCCGUUUGGUGCUUAUCAGUGUUGUUUUCCUUCACAUGUAGUAUUAAUGUUCCAGAUAAUGGAAAAUUGCGCGUUUGUAUUGUUGAAGCGAGAGGUAUAUACCGUAAAACCCCCAAAUUUUGUCCAACAUUGGAGGCUACGUCUAACAUAGAAUGUGUUGUUGGCGUAGAUCGAUUAGAUUGUGUACGCCGUAUACAUAAAGGCACAGCACACUUUGGCGUAUUGACCUCUGAAGAUUUAGUCGCAGCUCGCUGGGCUAGUGUGGAAAUUCUUGUAGCUAGUGAACUACGUGCACAUAAUUCACCUUUCGAAUACGAAGUUGUCGCUGUAGUCGACAAUGAAGCUGAUAUAAACACUGUACAUGACUUACGUGGCUCGAAAUUAUGUCACCCAGGAUAUGGUCUAGAAAAUCAUUGGACAGACGUUUUAGCUAAUUAUUUUGAAUCAACAUUAGUUGCUAAGUCAUGUGAUCCUGAAAUCUCAGUAGUUGAGGAUCGCAUUCGUUCUGCAGCAAAAUAUUUUGGUCCUAGUUGCAAAGCUGGACCUUGGGUUCCUGAUCCAAAACAAGAUCGCAUCUUAAAAGAUCGUUAUUCAACCUUAUGCCAAAUGUGCUAUGAUCCUUAUCGUUGUGGAAUCGGUGAUAAGCAUUGGGGU